AAAAAAAAGUUUGCCACCAUGCGCAGCUCCGCUUGGAGCUGAAUACACUUUUUUGGUGGACGUGUAGACCUGCAAUCACAGCUCUGUCUGUCAACAUAAAAGAAAACAGAAACGCAUACAAGUACGAAAGGCAUCGGCUCAUAACGUCAACGUUAAUAUGCCUUUCAUCGAACUGCAGACUAACCUCCCGGCCAGCUCGUUCUCUGAGGACUUUUUAAAGAAGCUGUGCACGUGCACCGCGGAUGUUUUGGGUAAACCUAAGGAUAGGAUGAAUCUGGUGGUCAAACCUGGGCUUCCGAUGCUGAUCGCCGAUUCUUGCUCUCCUUGUGUGAUGCUGUCCGUGUCGGCCAUCUCCGUAACCGACACUGCUGAGAAGAACAAGGAGCACAGCGCCAAGAUCUUUGCCUUUUUGACCAAGGAGCUUGGCCUCACAGAAGACAGGAUUGUUAUUGUGUUCCAUGCACUGCAGCCUCACCAAGUUGGGAAGAAGGGAACAGUCAUGAGCUUUUUGUGAAAUGAACGUCAUCUGGCUGUUUUUUUUUUCUUCAAAAAAUUUUUCCAUCUUUAGAAUUUAAUCCAAGUUCACUCUUUUAAAAGAGCAACAGGUACAUUCUUUAAACAUCAUGCCACUUCCUUAGGAUGUUUUUUGAUGAGGACCAAAUAAGAAUAGAAACCCUUUUUUUUUUUUCGAGUUUUGUUCCCCUGACAAAACUGAGUUGAAAAUAAAGACCAUAAUUGUAUAA
Messenger RNA from Menidia menidia (Atlantic silverside), 743 nucleotides. Lineage: Eukaryota; Metazoa; Chordata; Actinopteri; Atheriniformes; Atherinopsidae. The record is from the annotation of a GenBank genome assembly.